UCUAGGUCCUGCUGGAGCCAGUGACAGGAAAGGGGCUCGUGCUCCCCUCCUGUCUAUCAGCCUUCCUUUCUCACUGCCAUCAAUUAUUCAUUAGCCUUCCCUGGUUGGGCAAGCUGGUCCUCCUCUCCAUGCUCCGCCCAGCUUAGCUACACUGCCACAGAGGCCCCAGUGAGAAAGGACAGCCAGCCAGGCAGUGCAGAACUAGCUGAAGGACUAAGUGGCUGGCCCCUCCGGACCCUGCCUGGGGUCAUAUCUCCUUUCCUCUGGCACCUCCCUCUUUCCUUCUGCCAAUCCUCUGGUGUCAGAAAGUCCCUGGAGAAGAUGCCAAUCCAGAUCUUCUGCUCUGUGUCAUUCUCCUCUGGAGAGGAAGUCCCAGGGUCCUUGGGAGAUGUCUGGGGUCCCCAUCAUCACCACCAGCAACAGCGGAACAGCUCAGAAUCCGAAGAGGAGAAAGAGAAGGAAAAGGAUGCAUCAAGGAACGAGGCCAUCAAGGGGGAUUCACCCGUGGAUUUGGUGGCCUUUGCCAAUAGCUGCACCCUCCAUGGUGCCAGCCAUGUCUUUGUGGAAGGGGGUCCAGGGCCAAGGCAGGCUUUGUGGGCUGUGGCCUUUGUCCUGGCAUUGGGUGCCUUCCUGUGCCAGGUAGGGGACCGUGUUGCUUAUUACCUCAGCUACCCUCAUGUGACCCUGCUAGACGAAGUGGCCACCACAGAGCUGGCCUUCCCAGCCGUCACCCUCUGCAACACCAAUGCUGUGCGGCUGUCCCAGCUCAGCUAUCCUGACUUGCUCUACCUGGCCCCCAUGCUGGGGCUGGAUGAAAGUGAUGAUCCUGGGGUGCCCCUUGCUCCACCUGGGCCAGAGGCUUUUUCUGAGGAGCCCUUUAAUCUUCACCGUUUCUACAAUCGCUCCUGCCACCGGCUGGAGGACAUGCUGCUCUAUUGCUCCUACCGCGGGGGGCCCUGUGGCCCUCACAACUUCUCUGUGGUCUUCACACGGUAUGGAAAGUGCUACACAUUCAACUCGGGUAGAGAUGGGCGGCCCCGGCUGAAGACCAUGAAGGGUGGGACAGGCAAUGGGCUGGAGAUCAUGCUGGACAUCCAGCAGGACGAGUACUUACCUGUAUGGGGAGAGACUGACGAGACAUCCUUUGAAGCGGGAAUCAAAGUACAGAUACACAGUCAGGAUGAACCUCCUUUCAUCGACCAGCUGGGCUUUGGUGUGGCCCCAGGCUUCCAGACCUUUGUGGCCUGCCAGGAGCAGCGGCUCAUCUACCUGCCCCCACCCUGGGGCACCUGCAAAGCUGUUACCAUGGACUCGGAUUUCUUCGACUCCUACAGCAUCACUGCCUGCCGCAUUGACUGUGAGACACGUUAUCUGGUGGAAAACUGCAACUGCCGCAUGGUACACAUGCCAGGGGAUGCACCAUACUGCACUCCAGAGCAGUAUAAGGAGUGUGCAGAUCCUGCCCUGGACUUCCUGGUGGAGAAGGACCAGGAGUACUGCGUAUGUGAAAUGCCCUGCAACCUGACCCGAUAUGGCAAGGAGCUGUCCAUGGUUAAGAUCCCCAGCAAAGCCUCAGCCAAGUACCUGGCCAAGAAGUUCAACAAGUCUGAACAGUACAUAGGGGAGAACAUCCUCGUGUUGGACAUUUUCUUUGAAGUCCUCAACUAUGAGACCAUUGAGCAGAAGAAGGCCUAUGAGAUUGCAGGGCUCCUGGGUGACAUCGGGGGUCAGAUGGGGCUUUUCAUCGGGGCCAGCAUCCUCACGGUGCUGGAGCUCUUUGACUACGCCUAUGAGGUUAUAAAGCACAAAUUGUGCCGAAGAGGGAAGUGCCAGAAGGAGGCCAAGAGGAGCAGUGCAGACAAGGGCGUGGCCCUCAGCCUGGAUGACGUCAAAAGACACAACCCGUGCGAGAGCCUCCGGGGCCACCCUGCCGGGAUGACUUACGCUGCCAACAUCCUACCUCACCAUCCGGCCCGAGGCACGUUUGAGGACUUUACCUGCUGAGCGCAGGCCACUCUACCAAACGCCUAGGCGGGGAGGGCUAGGAGAGCAAGGGGCCCCCUAGCUGCCUCCGCAUCUGUCCUGGAGACUCACCCACACUUCUGGGGCAGUCCUUUCCUCUUGUCUCUGAUGAGGAAGGGUGUUGACUAUAGCGUCCUCUCCCUGCCUCUUAUCCCAUUCUUUUUAUUUUAACAAAAUUAAACUAAUCUAAAAACCUGAGAGAAAGGGGCAAAGGACCUUGGGCUGCCCCCUCUCUGCUCCAUGCUGCCUCCCCUAGCUCCCAGCCUAAAUUCUUGUCUGUCUGGCUGUCUGUCAUCCUGAGUGUCUGCCUACAUUCUGCUGCCUCCAGUCACCAAAGCCCCCUCCUAUUGAGGGGUGGAGGGGAUCCUUGGGGUCUGGAAUUUGGCCCCAAAUCAGAGAAUGUACUUAAGGGGAAGGGCUAGUGGGAGGGCUUCCCCAGCCUUAAGAGACCCUCUCAGCCCAGUUAUUCCCCGAGUUUCCAGGCAGGAACUAGAACCCCAGCCUCACUCCCUCACAUAAUAUGGAAUCUCUAGCAGGUGGGGGAUCCCCUAAAGAAGUGGAGAUGGGGACAAGAUGUGGCCCUGGUGCUGUAGGCCACAUCCUGAUACUUACAAGUUCAACCCCACCCCAAAGCUGCUGGAGAGAAAUCCCAAGAGGUAGCCUUCCUCUACAUCCCAUGGAAGACCUGGCUGGUUAGCUUCCAGCUCAGGGAGAGGGGCACUGGUGCCUGACCUCACUGGUCCCUCUCCCAGAGGCCCUUGCAGAGGGCCACAUCCAUAAAUUUUCUUAUGGAACUCUCCCAAGUCCUCUGCCCCAGCUUCAUUUGCUUCUUUCAACAACCUCAUCUGCAUUUUCUAUUUCUAUAUGAUACAGACUCUAUAUUGCUAUAUCUCUGUAUAUACUUUCCUCUAACCCUGUCUGUCUUCACCCAUUCCCUCUUGUCUCUUGAGAUCCAUCCUCCUACCCAAAGUUCCCCCUUCUGUGUUUAUCCCCCCCUUCCCAGUCUUUGAAUGCCUUCGCCUGUAUAAAGAGUUGGACUCUCUCCCCUGGUGUCUGUACUGUGUACACACAUCCCUCUGAGAAGCACAAGGAGACGACACGCGCAUUGUAACCUUCGCUCUGUCUCGGUGGCGACAUAAAGGAAGCUGUGAAUCACAAGCUCUGCCUCGUUCUGGCCUCACCCUUUCCCCCCAACCUGGGCACCUCUGCCCUCCCUGUAGCCUUAACAUUCCCUUCCCCUGCUCCACCUAUCCCAAUGCCCUUUGCUUGACUGACUGUGGCCUCCCCAGGCAAGAGGUUGCUACAGAGGUAGCCUCCACCCAGGGAAUGGAGAGCUGGGCUGGAUAUUAAGCCAACAGUGUCAGACACAGAGGGAGGUGGGGAUUGGUGACUCCCACAGCUGGGGCAGUGGAUGUCCACAGGUAGAAAAGCUGAGGUCCUUGGUCAGUGACCCAGUCCUGUUCCCUCACCUUAUGCCCAAGCCAACCACCUACAUUUUCUGAUGAGGCAGGGUUUAGUAGUGGGAGGAAAGAGGCAGGCCUAGAAGAGAAUUUGAAAGCUCUGCUCUUCUGUCCCUCCCUACCUUAAUGAGAGACAAGUGAGGUAAAGGGCCUGCCCCUACCCCCUCAACCAGGCACUCCUUCUAGGCCAGAGCACCAACCCAUUUCCAGGCCUUCUCUGCCCAGCUGUCUCUUGGUCUCCAAUCCCAGAACAAGAUCUGUGUGCAGGUCACCUGUGCAUUGGCCUGGAGCUGGAGUGUUUCUUAGAGAUUUGACCUGCCCCGAGGGAAGCAGUAGCAAGGCCAAGAAGUGUACACUGGAUAGGGGAACAGCAGGCAGGGCUGGGUGACGCAUGCCUCUGGUCUAAUAAACUGGGU
Messenger RNA from Marmota monax (woodchuck), 3898 nucleotides. RefSeq names its product acid sensing ion channel subunit 1 (gene Asic1). NCBI's taxonomy places the organism in Eukaryota, Metazoa, Chordata, Mammalia, Rodentia, Sciuridae. Gene Ontology annotation, biological process: sodium ion transmembrane transport. Gene Ontology annotation, cellular component: membrane. The record is from RefSeq and is a predicted model, not a curated record. The coding region runs from base 322 to 2004 and encodes 560 amino acids. The transcript has 10 exons.